GCGUUGCGAUUGUUGACGGUUUGCCGGGAAAUCGAGCGGGUCAGGUUUAACAGACGCGGGUCCUCCGCGGUCCUCCCCUUGAACAAACAAAGCUUUGAAAGCGAACUGUGGUUCAGUCUGCUGCUGACUGUGUCGUAGCCAUAACUCAAGUUAAUUUUCUCAAAGAACACUUAGCUAGCUAGGGUCGCUUGUGGCUUGUGUGAUACUGAGUGAUUUGAGAUGGCAACAGGUGGAGCUCCGUUUGAUGACACUGCAGAUGAGCAGGAAUUGCAAAACUGGACCAUCACUAACAGCAGCCUGGAUGACAGGCUAAAUAAUAUGGACUGGGGCAUGCAGCAGAAAAAACCCAACCGCUCGUCAGAGAAGAACCGGAAAAAGCUGUCAGCCAUGUCAGAGAGCCGGCUGACCAAUGACAUUUCUCCAGAGUCGACUCCGGGGGCGGGUAGAAGGCGGGGCCGCACGCCCCACUCGUUCCCACACCUCAAGUACACUACGCAGAUGUCCGUGCCUGACCAGGCUGAGCUUGACCGUCUGCGCCAGCGAAUCAACUUCGCCGACCUGGAUGAGAGAAGCAUAGGCAGCGAUUCCCACGGCCGCGUCACUGCGGCCAACAACCAGCGACAGCUGUCGUCUGACGCCAAGAAACCCUUCAAUCUCCUUCCCCUGCAUGUGAACACUAACAAGAGCAAAGAGCCCUUUGGCCCUGCCUCCGCCGCUUCCACCCCUGGUACCAGGGAGACCAAGAAGCAGAGUCCAGCCAAGGAUCUCUUCGUCCCGGUGCCAGCCGGUUCUGCCAAGGAGCUGUACGGGCUGGACCGGGCCUUUGGGCCCCCUGCGGACCAAGGGGGAGCAGAGGCCACCAUCGAUAGCAGUCAGGUGGUGAGCAAACUGGUGCAGAUUCGAGAAUACAUCAGCAAGGCCAGCUCCAUGAGGGACGACCUGCUGGAGAAGAAUGACGUACCUGCCAACGUUGAGCGUCUCUCCCACCUCAUCGCCCACCUGAAGGAGCAGGAGAAAUCUUACCUGCGCUUCCUGCAGAAGAUGCUGGCUAGACAGGAAGAGGAGGAGGAGGAGGAUGAAGGUGCCACGGUGGACUCGGCAGUGUGCUCUGGCUCCAUGGCCGAUAGCACGUCUCUGAACUUAGAGCUGCGUUCAGAAGCCUCCAAUGCCACCGGCUGUGAGGUGCCAGUGGGGCAGAAGGAGGAGUUGGAGAACCUGCGGAAGCAGCACGACCUCCUGCAAAAGAUGUUGCAGCAGCAAGAACAGCUGAGAGCACUGCAGGGCCGACAGGCUGCACUACUGGCCAUGGCUGCUGUAGAUGACACAGUUGUGACAGAGACUACAGGAAGUGUAUCAGGCAUCAGUAUUACUUCUGAACUCAAUGACGAACUCAAUGACCUAAUCCGACGCUUCCACAAUCAACUACAUGACUCUCAGUCACAGCCGGUUCCUGAUAACAGACGUCAGGCAGAGAGCCUCUCUCUCUCCAGAGAGGUGAGCCGCUCUCGCACUACCCACAAUCCCCGGGGGCUCUCUGCUGCUGCUGCUGCGUCCCCUGCUGGUGUCAAGCUCACCAAGCUCCAGGAGCUCCAGGACAAGAAGCAGACCAUGGACAAGAUCCUGCAGGAGCUGCAGUCACUGCGGGAUCAGACCCUCAACAACAGCUCCUGUCGUGGUGCUUCUCGGCGCGGUGCGUGCGCCAUGGUCCGUGAGGCGAGCGGUGCAUGCGCUGCCAGGCCCGAUCCCCCUUCCUCCUGCGACGACGCCGGUCACCCCGCAGACAAACUCAGGAAGCUGAAGGAGGUGCACAAGCGUCUGAACGAGCUGAGGGAACUGGUCCAGUACUACGAGCAGACCUCGGACAUGAUGGUGGAUGCCGUCAACGUGAACGAGCACGAGGACGAGGAGACGGAAGACGGCUCGCUCUUCGAGGCCAUGUUUGACUCUGAGCAGGAGAACCGGGAACCUGUCAGGAACAUCAGGAACCCGGCUCAGCCCCAGGCCGCGGGGAGUUGGAUGGACAUGAACACUCUGACCAACACUUGCAGUGGCUCGAACAACAGAGACGGGCGUCUGAACUCCGAGCGCGAGAUCAACAACCGCUGUGUGGCCAACCUGCGGAGCCGCAAUGCGUCCUCUGCCGUCGAGUGCCAGUAUAACCGAGAUGGGCCGUACCCCGUCGCCAAGGACGGGAAUGACGAUGAUGAAGGUUUGGAGGAGGAAGAGGCUGGGCGGCGGGGCCGCGGGGACAGCUCGGUCUCGGGUUCCAGCCCCCGAUGCAGCAUUGCCGAGGACGCCGAGUUUGCCCAGAAAGUGCACCGGCUCCACACCGCCAAACAGAAGCUCCGGCAGCUCCAGGAGCUCGUCGCCAUGGUGCAGAGUGAUGACACGGAUGCUACAGCAGCCAAUGAGGAUGAAGGAUUGCAGCAGCCUCCCAACAACGCCAGAGAAACGGCACCAAAAGCCAAGAGAGAGCUCUCCCUCUCUGAUAAGGCCAGGGAGAAGCUAUAUGAGGAGAGGUUGAGACAGCAACAGGAGGAGCUCAAACAGCUUCAUGAGGAGAGACGCAGACUGAUGGAGAUCCAGGACAAAAUACAAGACCUGCAGUGGGCCUGCCCUGACCUACAGUCUUCCGUCUCCAGCAGCGCCAGCGCCCAGGUGCUGAAGCAGCUCCCUGCUGCGGCCUCUACUCCAGCCCCUGCCCCUCUACCAUCGUCUUCCUCGGCCAAGGCCGACAGUGCCCUACUCAAGCCCACCACGGAGCCCACGCCCAUUGCAGUCACCGACAACGAGCUGUGGUCUGAGAUGCGGAGGCACCAGGUGUUGCGUGAGGAGCUGAGGCAACGGCGGAAGCACCUGGAGAGUCUCAUGGCUGAGCAGCAGAGGAGGAGCACGCUCACCGACACCCCCUACAGGGCAGAUAUUCACACUGCAUGCAGCUUUAACCGUGAUGACAGAACCAUGGCGACUUGGGGCGGAUCCACCCAGUGCCCACUGGGGGGUGAUGAUGAUGAUGAUGAUGACUCCCCGUCUGAGCUUGGGGCAGAGGAAGAGGAGGAAGCUGAAGAUGAGGGAGAAGAGACUACCUCUGGUGAUGAGGUCCAUGCCUACCCCACCAGGAAAUACCCUGUGGCCAGCAACAGGAAAAACACAGACGGUGUGAAGACAGCAGGAGAGACGGCUGGACGUGCCCCACCCCACGGGGCAAGACCUCGCCCUCGUCCACAGCACCAUCAGCCGGGUGAGAGGGAGAGGGUGCCACCUGGGGGUGGGGCCAGGCGGCAGGAGAACCUGCGCUGGCCGGCUGACCUCUCAGCCUCAGAGGGCCCUGCACACACCACCUGGCAGGAGCAGGUCACGCAGCUGCAAAAACAGCUGGACUUCAGCACGGCCAUGUGCCAGACGCUGCUGCAGGACCAGCAGACUCUGUCAUGCAUGCUACAGUCCGUGUUGACAGGCCCAUACAACAUGUUGCCGAGUAACCUGGGUGCCCCGCAGGUGCCCCUCAUCAUGUUCCAGCUCAACCAGUGCUACACACAGCUUGCCUGGCAACAGAACAAUGUCCACAGGCUAAAGCAAGUCCUCAAUGAGCUCCUACGACAGCAGCAGUUGGCAGGGCAGCAACAGCAGUCGUCCUCAUCGUCGAGGCAACAGGAGCAUCAGAAAGUGGCGGAAGAUUCCGUGUCUUCCUCGCUGUUCCUGCCCUUCCCUGCCCUCAACACUCUCGGCAUGCCUGGAAUCACAAACUUCUCCCCACUCUCCGCUGGUUUUAACUUUUCUCCUCUCUUCCCUCCGCUGGGUUCAGAGGUGCAGCAGUCCAGUCCGAAUCCGCCUCAGCCUCCCCUGCACGACCCCAACAUGUCCCUGAAAACUGAGUACAUGAGUUUUCCCCCUCCUAUCCAGAGAACGCCGCUCAACAACACCGACCAGCGCUGGUUGAACUCCUCUCUGAACAGGGCCUGCAACCAGCAGGUUGGUGGCGCCGAGUCUGAUCGAGGCAGCGAGUCGCGGCCGGACUCUCCCACCUCGUCUCCGGCCUGCCGACCCCCGUCGUAUGUCCCAGACUCCCAUGACUCCCUGAGCAGCCUGCCGGACCGCAAUGACCCCACCACCAUCACCAAGGUCUUCAGACCCGGACAGAAGGCCUCCGCACAGGCCAGCCUGGCCGCCAGGGACAAGACCCCCAAGAGUCGCCGCAGGAGGGGCAGGGGGCACAAGAACACGGGCCUGGAGAGCGACAGCCUGUCAAGUGCCCCCGAGGUCGCUAUGGAAAGAGGCAGGCAGAGGCCGUCCCAGGCCCGACACAGAGAGACAAACCAGAGUCUCCUGGACAAACUCACCCAGGAGAAACUGGACAGCAAAACCAAGAAUAGUAACCUCAACGACAUCUCUUCAGCUUAUGCAUGGAGAACCCCCUUCCUCUCUAACCGAAUUGCAUGCACAGAAGCGCCAGACGCCAGCAGCGACUUCUCCCUGUUCGAGGCUCUGCGGGAGACCAUCUACUCGGAGGUGGCCACCCUGAUCUCUCAGAACGAGUCUCGUCCGCACUUCCUCAUUGAGCUAUUCCAUGAGCUCCAGUUGCUCAAUACCGACUACCUGCGCCAGAGGGCACUCUACUCGCUGCAGGAUAUCGUCACCAGGCACCUGACAGAGAAGAGUGUUGCCGAGGACCAGGGGUUGUCACUAGGGCCAGCAGUUUGGGCAGCAGGUUCACAGUCUGAACUCACUCCCAGUGAAAGUCUGGCCACUUCAGAUAAUGACGUGUCUGAGAAGGACGUGAGAGUAAAAACGUCUUCGGGCCAGAAGAGAGCUGGAGACGGGGACUCAGUAGACGACGAGUCUCUGAUGUCCACCUCCUCCAACCUGGAGCCGUUCGCCAGCGACGACCUUGGUAACACUGUGAUUCAUUUAGAUAAAGCCCUGGCCCGUAUGCGGGAGUUUGAGCGCAUGAAACUAAAGGCGGAGCACGCUGCUGGCCCCCCUGUCUGUAACGCUGAGCUUUCUACAGCUGCUGCUCCUCCAGCUCUCUCACAAGGCCAGUCAUCCAUGGACGUGCGUUGUCCCCAGAUUGACACACAGCAACUGGACAGGCAGAUCAAAUCCAUCAUGACUGAGGUCAUCCCCUUCCUGAAGGAGCACAUGGGAGAGGUGUGUUCUCCACAGCUGCUGACAGCGGUUAGACGCAUGGUCCUCACGCUGACUCAGCAAAAUGACGACAGCAAAGAGUUCAUGCGCUUCUUCCACAGACAGCUAGGGGGCAUCUUACAGGACUCUCUGAGUAAGUUUGCAGGCCGUACCCUGCAGGAUUGCGGUGAGGACCUACUGGUGGAGAUCUCUGAGAUCCUCUUCAACGAACUGGCCUUUUUCAGACUCAUGCAGGACAUUGACCAGAACACACACCGUGCCAAGAAGCGUAGUGACAUCACAGUGGCUGCACAUGUUCCAGCCACAGAGGCGAAUAAAUCUGAAGAUGCAGAAAAGACCUUCUCACCGUCAUACUUUGAAGAGGAUAAGCACUACAACGAGACUGAACAGGGAGGGCUCUCUGCCCGUGUCGAGGUGGAGAUGGAGCCAACCGACGAGGAGGCACAGAGCAGCCACGCCUCAGAGGAGGAAGAAGAGGCAGAGGAAGCAGGAAGCCGGCCACUCUCCACAAGUCUGUCCAAAGAGGAGAUGCAGCCGUUGAACAAUUACAGCAGUGGACAGGAUGAGGAUGAGGCAGACGAGGAAUUUGAUGCUGGACCCGUGGGGGUGCAGACUUCCGUGCUGGCUUCCGACUGCCCGGCAGAGCAGGCGCAGAGCAGUGUAGCGGACCGGGACCCCGGAACGGACCAGGAGCCCGGAGGGAGCAGUGAGGGCAGAAGCACAAAGUCCGAGUCCAUAGAGGUGGUGGAGUCUCCGGAGGAGGAGCAGGAGGUGGCAGGGGCAGAAAAGGAGAAUGCGGAGAAUUCUACUGUCCCUGAUGCCCUGCUGGGCCCAGAUGCCCCUGCUACACAGGAGAGUCCUCAGGGUUCAGCUACGGCCAGCCCUCACACAGACUCUCCCGUCAUGGUUAAUGCUGAUGAUGUUGGGUCUGGAAACACCAGUCAGAAGUCUGAUGAGGAGGACUUUGUAAAGGUUGAAAACCUCCCUCUUCAGCUGUCAGUCAUGUGUGAGGAAGAGCUGUGUAAGCAGAUCUCUGCUGAACAGAGGAACAAUAAUCUAACUGUGGAGAUCCUGAAUAGAAAUGUGGAUGAUGGACUGUCUGACCUCGUGGGUAGCGCACAUGCUCUCAAAGAGCCCGAAGCCAUUGGAGCCCAGAGUGCAUGAACGGUGUUGGUGACACUAAAGCUGCAGCACCUUUUGUGUUAUGUUGAAACAAUGUUAUUUAAUUCUUCCAGAGUUCACAUUAGUCCUUGCUGAUGCAGGAUGUUUCCAUGACGUUUUCUCGGCUUGUUCUAACCAUUCACACGACAUAUAUGCCUGAGUUGGGUUUUAUGUUGAUGUUUUAGAGUGGAUACAGGAUGCCAUGUUUGAAAGAGGAAUGGUUUUAUCUCUUCUGGAGCCUCCGAACUCUUUGGCUCCACCCCCUCCCCAAGCCAUGCCCUACAUUGGAAACUACUUCAGACCGCCGCAUCUGGUCUUAAACAUGGUUUUGGUUUGCUGUAAUUCUCUCUGGCCACUUCAUUAAUUUAGACCUAUAAAAACAGACUAGACUCAAGGGUUAUGGCCAGACCCCUCUCAUCCCAAGUAAUUCAGAACAUUGAUUCAACUAACAGUUAAUUUGAAAUAAGUGAUCUGAAAUGUCUGCUGCUCAGCCCUCACACUGGCUGAAGACUAGCUUCUGUGUCCUGUCUAGUCUUUCAGCCGUAAUGCGCUGUUUUAAAGGCACGUCUUUACUCUUUUGUUUUUACUUUUCUUAUAAUUUAAUAUCAGCUUUUCAGUGAUUUGGGUUCUCUCCCCUGGUUCGGUUUUCAUGUAAUGAAUUCAAUGUUUCUGCUGAGGGUUUAAGAAUAACAAAUAAAACACUGAUUUUUACUUUUUCCCUCCAAAGCUA
This is a messenger RNA of Electrophorus electricus (electric eel), 7036 nucleotides long. RefSeq names its product pericentriolar material 1 (gene pcm1). Gene Ontology annotation, biological process: non-motile cilium assembly; protein localization to centrosome; microtubule anchoring at centrosome. NCBI's taxonomy places the organism in Eukaryota, Metazoa, Chordata, Actinopteri, Gymnotiformes, Gymnotidae. Gene Ontology annotation, cellular component: centrosome; ciliary basal body; centriolar satellite. The record is from RefSeq and is a predicted model, not a curated record.